This is a messenger RNA of Scedosporium apiospermum, 921 nucleotides long. RefSeq lists its product as uncharacterized. Lineage: Eukaryota; Fungi; Ascomycota; Sordariomycetes; Microascales; Microascaceae. The transcript is spliced from 6 exons. The coding region runs from base 1 to 921 and encodes 306 amino acids. The record is from RefSeq and is a predicted model, not a curated record.
AUGAAUGGGGCCAACUGGUUCAACUACGAGGACACAUCAAAUCAAAGCCCUUUCUGCCUGCAUACGACCGAUUUCGACGCCGGCAUCACUGUUGGCCAGGAAGCUAGUCCGGAGAGCAUCGGUCUCCGUGAUUCCAACCUUGCGCCAUCACUAGCGUUUGAUGCCAACAACGUUGAACAGAUCGUGCCAGACCCUGAACCGUCGGAAACCCCCGGCCUGUCUGUGGAAAGGGUCUCCGCCGAAGAGGUCGAAUACGACACUUGUUUUGGGACGAUUGAGGAUCAUUUCGUCACAGCAACACCCAUCAAGGACGCUAACCAGACAAAGGUAGUCGUCAUUACUGGCGGCGGCACUGGCGUCAUCAGAGUCGCCGAGACCAAUGUAUACCGCGGCCUGAUCAGUGGAAAACUUUUUGAAGCCUUGAAAGAACUAAAGGAAAGGUGUAGCGUCAUGCUCUCAGCAGUAGUGAAGGCUCCAAAAAUCCUAUCGAUCGUUGUUUACGGCCUGAGCAGCAAGUCUGAGACCGUGGGCGACAUCCUUCUCGAACAUGGUUUCUAUCUUCAACUCCCCGACUCCUUUGAUCAAUCUGUCCCUUACGAGAAUCCUCAGUCAUUCUCGCUGCCUGGUUUCCUCUCGAAUAUCCCCGCCGGAAUGCCGAUAAGAGAGUCCGAGAAAUCAUCUGUCACAAAGGUGCCGGUUCUUAACACAGUUGAAAAGUCGAAGCUUUCGGCGCUGCUCGAUUCGGCAACUGGCCCCGAGAAAUUCCGGGAGGUGCAAGCGAGUGAAAAACUCAUUACAGAGCUUAAUCAUUUCGUAACAAUAUCACGGGUGGCUGCAUCUUCCGGCGGCCUGAACUUUGCCUUGGAGGCUUACUGGCAGAUCACUGCCGAAUUGGAAGGACCAAAUUUCAAAACACUUUAG